This is a messenger RNA of Trypanosoma rangeli, 666 nucleotides long. Its product is annotated as small GTP-binding protein Rab7. Lineage: Eukaryota; Euglenozoa; Kinetoplastea; Trypanosomatida; Trypanosomatidae. The coding region runs from base 1 to 666 and encodes 221 amino acids. The transcript has a single exon. Gene Ontology annotation, molecular function: GTPase activity; GTP binding. The record is from RefSeq and is a predicted model, not a curated record.
AUGUCAGAGGACCUCGCGUACAAGAUAAUAGUGAUUGGUAAUGUGGGUGUAGGGAAGAGCAACGUCUCGUCGCGGUACUGUGACGGGACAUUCUACGAGGACAUUGUCCCAACCAUCGGCAUGGACUUCAAGUACUGUCAGAGCAGAACACUAGAGAAAAAGCCCCGCACGGUGCGGCUGCAGAUUUGGGACACCUCCGGCCAGGACCGCUUUGUUGCCCUGACCACGGCGUUUUACCGGAACUGCAACGGUGUCAUGCUGUGCUUUGACAUCACAAACCGCCUUUCCUUUGAGGAUCUCAAUGGGUGGUACGAGCGCCUGGAGGCCAACUGUCCCGAGAUGCCGCCCGUCAUCCUGGUCGGGUGUAAGUUGGACCUUGUUCACAGCGCUGACGGGAACGACAGCGGCAUCUCGUUAGGGAGCCAGCGCCAGGUUGAGAAGAGCGAGGCCGACGCGUGGGCGCGCGGCCACGGCUGCCUCUGCUACCUGGAAACGAGUGCGAAGGAAAACACAAACGUUGACGAGGCAUUUCAGCAGCUAGCGACGUACGUUGCGCAGAAUACGACGCCGACGGUGGAGGGGGGUCGUAGCGGUAUUAAUGGCCGCGAUGGAAGGCCAAUCCACCGCGGCGCUGAACCUAAAAAAGGCUGCUGUAGUUCCUUCUAG